Messenger RNA from Amborella trichopoda, 643 nucleotides. Its product is annotated as HSP20-like chaperones superfamily protein. NCBI's taxonomy places the organism in Eukaryota, Viridiplantae, Streptophyta, Magnoliopsida, Amborellales, Amborellaceae. The record is from RefSeq and is a predicted model, not a curated record.
UAUAUAGGUCCGACAAGGAACCCACAAAACCAGACACCCAUACCCAUCAAGCCCCAACUGUGGUUUUGCCCAUCUUGCCCCAAAGCCUCAAUGGAAUUCUCUGCUAUGAACCCCUCUCUGCAAUAUUUCAUGGCCUCUACUUUCCCCCUGGCAAGUUACAGGGUGAGAAUGAUGACUCCAGAAAACCACGUUGAAUGGAGGGAAACUCCCCACGCCCACGUCUUCUCAGCAGAUCUCCCAGGAGUGAGAAAGGAGGAUAUCAGAGUGGAAGUGGAGGACUCUCUCUAUCUCAUAAUCCGAACAGAGAAUCAGGCUACUGAUGAAAUGAGAGAGGAAGAAGGAGGAGAGCGGCCAUUAAUGAGGAGGAGGAGGUUUAUGAGGAAAUUCAGAUUACCAGAAGGGGUAAACAUCACUCAGAUUUCAGCUGAAUUUCGUGAUGGGGUUCUCUCUGUAAACGUUCCUCGGUUGGUGAGUUUGAGAGAGAGAUUCAGAGUUGACCCUUCUGAUGUACCUGAUUGCCAUGAGCUUCUUGCCCCUGCAGCCUGAACAUUAUUUUGCUUGUAUUUUAUCUUAUUUUGUUAAAUGUGUGUGAUUCUCUUUUCUGUGUUCUCUGAUCUGCAUUCGGUUUAGUGUAUGUUGUUUA